UCAGGCACCCUCCCUCCAAUCACAUUGGUCAAAAACACACACAGGAACCUCCCCCUGAACAAAGGCCAACACCAGUGCAUGCAGAAGCCACUCUAAACUCCAAAGUAUCACUUUUAUCUCUGGGAUACCUGCCCACUGUUUCACUCUGAUAAUGUGGUGCAGUCAUGUGGCAUUGCGUCGGUUCCAGCGGAUUGCUGCUACGCCUGUGAAUGUCACAGGGAGACUUGUGGCAACUGUGCAGAGGGAGAUGUCAACCCUGCCGAGAGUCUACAUUACCCGACAAAUCCCUCCCGAGGGCCUGAGGAUCCUCCGUGAAUCUGGACAAGUGCAGUUUGAGCUGUGGAAUUCAGAUGAUGUGCCCGUGCCUCGGAAGGAGCUCCUUCAACAGGUCAAAGGUGUCGAUGCACUGCUGUGUGUGCUGACAGAGAAAAUCGAUGCUGAAUUGUUGGACGCCGCAGGUCCCAACCUGAAGGUCCUCAGUACCAUGUCUGUGGGUUUUGAUCACCUUUCUUUGGAGGAGCUGAAGAAAAGAGGAAUCCGUGUGGGUUACACCCCGGAUGUACUGACAGACUCUGUGGCCGAGCUGACAGUGGCGCUGUUGCUCACCACAUCCAGACGGCUCAUUGAGGCCAGUCACGAAGCAAAGACUGGCGGCUGGGGCACGUGGAGAACUCUGUGGCUAUGUGGGUAUGAACUUGUCAACAGCACCGUGGGCAUCCUGGGCUUAGGGAGGAUCGGUGUUGCUAUCGCUGAGCGCCUGGCGUCUUUCAAAGUGAAGAAAUUCAUCUACACAGACGUUUCCCCCAGACCGGAGCUCGCCAGCAUCAUCAACGCAGAGUAUGUCUCUUUGGAUGAGUUGGCGAAGCAGUCAGAUUUCCUGGCUGUCUGCUGUGCGUUAACGCCAGAGACAAAGGAGAUCUGUAACAAGGACCUCUUCUCCAAAAUGAAAAAUACAUCCAUCUUCAUCAACACUAGCAGAGGUGGCGUGGUAAACCAGGAGGACUUGUAUGAGGCGCUGUCCACUGGGCAGAUUGCAGGAGCCGGACUAGAUGUCACAGUGCCUGAGCCCCUUCCAACAAACCAUCCACUCUUUACCCUCAAAAACUGUGUGAUUCUCCCACACAUCGCAAGUGCUUCCUAUACUACCCGCAACGCCAUGUCUGCACUGGCAGCAAACAACCUUCUCCUCGGCCUACGUGGUGAACCAAUGAUCAAAGAGCUCAAGUUCUGACAAAGAACUGAUUUAAUCAUGAACCAAUAGUCCUGUUACCUGACCGUUUUCUUUACAGCACUAACAUAAGACUAGAAGUACAUUCUCUUCUGUUCUUUUAUUUUGGCUUUUAAGUUGACUAAUGUCUAUAACGAUUCAGUUACUGCAAUUUCAACAACUGCCACUUUAAAAAAAAAAACUCAACAGUUUAAAUGAUUUUCCAUGUUUAUUUUGUCUAUACAACACACUGUACAGUCUUCAUAACUUUCAAUAACAGGCAUUUUCCUCUCUCAGAUAUACUAUGCUAAGUUAAAAACAAAGAUUAAAAUUUGGCAUAUUAAUAUAAGCCCAGCUUUUCAAGUUAGCAGGCAUAAGGCAGUAAUUUCUUCAAUUUAGGCCUUUUAUGUGCUAAAUUGUAGCGUGUGUUUAAAGGGAUAACAAUUAGAUAGAUUAGGUUCACAAAGAUGUACAGUUUCCACACAGUAGUAAUUGUAAAUAGGCUGCUGUGAUAAAACCAGUUUUGAUUCUGUGUUCCUCCACCACUACAAUGCCGUAUUUCUUGGCAUUUGUUUAC
This is a messenger RNA of Thalassophryne amazonica, 1784 nucleotides long. RefSeq names its product glyoxylate reductase/hydroxypyruvate reductase b (gene grhprb). Gene Ontology annotation, molecular function: NAD binding; hydroxypyruvate reductase (NADH) activity; glyoxylate reductase (NADPH) activity. Bases 152 to 1231 code for a protein of 359 amino acids. The record is from RefSeq and is a predicted model, not a curated record. Gene Ontology annotation, cellular component: cytosol. The transcript has 9 exons. NCBI's taxonomy places the organism in Eukaryota, Metazoa, Chordata, Actinopteri, Batrachoidiformes, Batrachoididae.